Molecule: messenger RNA, 2359 nt
Organism: Erigeron canadensis
Lineage: Eukaryota; Viridiplantae; Streptophyta; Magnoliopsida; Asterales; Asteraceae
Product: scarecrow-like protein 9
Exons: 1
Coding region: 36-2117 (693 amino acids)
Biological process (GO): regulation of DNA-templated transcription
Cellular component (GO): nucleus
Molecular function (GO): sequence-specific DNA binding; DNA-binding transcription factor activity
Source: RefSeq, a predicted model, not a curated record
UCACUAAUCUCACAUUUAUUUCAAUCAAAAAAAAAAUGGAUCCAAGAUUUAGAGGUAUAAACUUGGAUGAUAUACUAAAUGGUUCAUUCUCUUCAUCACCAUCACAAGUUGUUUUAAGCGGUCAGAAUAAUACUAGUAUUGGUAUUAUAGAUGGGGAUGGGGAUGGGGAUGAAUUAGUUAAUGAAGAUUGUGAUUUAUCUGAUGCAGUUUUAGGCUUCAUAAGUCAAGUUCUUAUGGAAGAAGACAUGGAAGAUAAAACAUGUAUGCUUAGUUAUGAAUCUUUACAUCUCCUUCAUGCCUCUGAAAAGUCUUUUUAUGAUGUUAUUGGUAAGAAAUAUCCACCUUCACCAAUAUCUACUACUACUACUACUACUGAUGAAAGUUUGUAUUCUGUUGUUGAUAAGUAUAUUGAAAGCCCAAAUGAUACCAGUAGCUCAUUAGAUCAUAAUAGUACUAAUAAUACUAGUGCUUAUAUACACUUUGAUGACUUAAAUUUGCCAUCAUCAUCAUCAUCAAGUAGUGGGACUCAUGGGAGGUGGGAUUUUAGUGAGAAUACUCCUUUUUACGGAUCGGAUAUGUGUGAUGAGAAUGAAAUGAUGAUGAUCAAGUUUAAUAUGGGUGUGGAAGAAGCUAACAAGUUUCUUCCUACUGAAAACAAGUUGGUUGAUUAUAAGAAUGGCGUUGGCCAUGGAUCAUCAUCCUUCACGGGGUCGUCAAGGGUGAGAAAAAGUCCUUUUGGGGAUGAAGAUGCUGAUGAGACAAGGAGUCUUAAGCAAGCGGCGAUUUUCCAAGAUUCUACUUUGAGGACCAACGAGAUUGACUUGAUUCUACUUUGUAGUAUGGGGCAAGGUGACGUGGCUUUGAGGUUGAUGCGAAAUACGUUGAAGAGUGAAACGGGUAAGGAUAAGUUAAAAGAUAAGGAACCAAAGGAUUUGGUUAGAGGGAAAGGGAAAGGUCGUGGGAGAAAACCAAAAAAUAAAAAACAAGUGAUAGAUUUGAGAACCCUUUUGGUGACUUGUGCUCAAGCUGUUGCUGCUGAUGACACAAGGAAUGCAAGUGAGCUUUUGAAACAGAUUAGGCAGCAUGCUUCACCUUUUGGGGAUGGGAGUCAGAGGCUAGCACAUUGCUUUGCAAAUGGUUUAGAGGCUCGGUUAGCUGGAACGGGUAGUCAGAUUCAUAGAGGACUAGUUAGCAAGAAAACAUCUUCUGCUGAUUACAUUAAAGCAUACUAUCUCUACAUUGCUUCUUCCCCUUUUAGAAAGAUAUCAAACUUUGCCUCAAACAGAACGAUAAUGGAUAUGGCAGAGGACGCCACAAGGAUACACGUCAUUGAUUUUGGUAUCCUCUAUGGCUUCCAAUGGCCUACUUUCAUUCAACGUAUUUCACAAAGGAAGGGUGGGCCUCCACGGCUCCGUUUAACUGGAAUCGAAUUUCCUCAACCUGGGUUCAGGCCGGCUGAAAGGAUAGAAGAGACCGGUGCCCGGUUAAAGGAGUAUGCCAAGCAAUUUAACGUGCCAUUUGAGUAUAACGCCAUUGCUAAAAGAUGGGAGAAUGUGAAUGUUGAGGAUCUUAAGAUUGAUAAAGACGAGUUUUUAGUGGUUAACUGUAUGUAUCGAUCCAAGAACUUGCUUGAUGAGACUGUGGGUGUUGAUAGUGCCAGAAACGUGGUCCUUGGUUUGAUAAAGAAGAUUAACCCAAACAUCUUCAUCCAUGGGAUUCUUAACGGGUCUUAUAACGCUCCGUUUUUCCUGACCCGGUUCAGGGAAGCUCUGUUUCAUUUCUCUGCGUUAUUUGAUAUGCUUGAAACGAAUGUACCGCGUGAAAGAUCAGAAAGAAUGCUGCUGGAAGGGGAACUAUUUGGAAGGGAAGCGCUGAACGUGAUAGCAUGCGAAGGAUGGGAAAGGAUAGAAAGACCCGAGACGUAUAAGCAGUGGCAUGUGCGAAACUUAAGAGCAGGGUUUGUUUCAGUGCCGUUUUCUCAGUCGAUAAUCAAAUUGGCAGAAGAGAAAGUGGGGCUGUAUCAUAAGGAUUUCAUGAUAGAUGUAGAUAACAAUUGGCUUCUACAAGGAUGGAAAGGACGAAUAAUAUAUGCCAUUUCUUGCUGGAAAACUGCAUAACAAGCAUCAUGCAUGUAAUUCCUUCUGUGUUUUAAAGAAAAACUUUCAGCUAGCAGCUGCUUGCUUUUACCCGUAAGUUAACUUGAUCUGACUCGACAUUUAGGAUGUAAGAAAUCAAUAUUAAACUGUAAACAGGAUAGUUUAUAUGGAACUUUUUCAAUGUUGUGAAUUGUACUGAACUUGGCUACUUUGCAUAACAGUUACCUUGCAUAAUAUACCUAGUAUAUCUUAACUAUGAUUCA